GUGCGUAUUAUAAACAAAUGUAUUAAACGACCAAUGCUUUUAAACGCUUGUUGAACUACACCUCAUUCGUACGCACGGAAUCGAUACUUACAGGUGAUUCCGAUUUUUCCUCAUAAACCAAAACUAUCAUUACGAGUUCAUUAGAGCCGAAUUGAUUUUGUUCAGUUGAAAUUUUUUUCGCUCGUUGGCUGAACUUCAUUUUGCUGAUUUCAGCUGAUCCAUAAAGUGCCGUCGUUUGCAUGUGACUUUAGUGAUUUUUUUUUUCUUUCUUGAGUUUGGUGUGUGAUUACAUUUCAGUGCAAUGAAACAAACAGUUUUUAUCGUUUAUGCUAUAUUCUUAUUUGCGCCCAAUGUUUUUGCUCAAAACAAGGUGCAUGUCACAGUUUUCUACGAAUCAUUGUGCCCAGACAGUAUUCGCUUCAUAAAAAAUCAAUUGGAGCCGAACUAUAACAAUUUCGCUCCAUUUAUAGACAUUGAAUUCAUUCCGUUCGGCAAAUCAAAGAGUUUCGCUCAAGGUAACGGAAUUGGCUUCACUUGUCAACAUGGUCCAGAUGAGUGUGCAGGGAAUAAAAUCCAUUCGUGCGGUUUGCGUGCAUCACAAACACAAGCGGAACAAGUUGAAUUCGUUACAUGCCAAAUGAGCUACGGAGUGGAGGGUAGCGACUUGUGUUCGGAACAAGCGCGAUUGCCGUAUGAAGAAAUUUUGGAGUGUUACACAAGCGAGUUAGGAACGAGAUUGCAGUUAGAUGCUGAAGUAAAAACAAAGCAAUUGGCUUCACCACGAGAAAUGUUGUCAUUUGUGCCAACAAUCAUAUACAAUCACCAAUACGAUCACGAGAAGCAGGAGCGUUCACUAUUCGAAUUCAGUAAGGUGCUGUGCAGAGAGAUAAAACAAAUAUCUGAGCAAAUUCCAGCCGUUUGUGCCCAUCUCCAUCUCUAAAUUUCAUAUGAAAAGAAGAAGCAAAAAAAACAACCAUUCUUAUCAUUCAAUAGACGUCAUCAGCAAAAAAGUAAACUUUUUCCUGGAAAAAAUUGUUCAAUGAAUAAAUUAAGAAAACGAAAUGAAAGAAAUGAAGAAAAA
Sitodiplosis mosellana (orange wheat blossom midge) is the source of this 1081-nucleotide messenger RNA. RefSeq names its product GILT-like protein 1. Lineage: Eukaryota; Metazoa; Arthropoda; Insecta; Diptera; Cecidomyiidae. The record is from RefSeq and is a predicted model, not a curated record. The coding region runs from base 302 to 940 and encodes 212 amino acids. Gene Ontology annotation, molecular function: oxidoreductase activity, acting on a sulfur group of donors, disulfide as acceptor. The transcript is spliced from 5 exons.